This is a messenger RNA of Rhododendron vialii, 931 nucleotides long. Its product is annotated as pathogenesis-related protein STH-2-like. Gene Ontology annotation, molecular function: signaling receptor activity; abscisic acid binding; protein phosphatase inhibitor activity. The record is from RefSeq and is a predicted model, not a curated record. Gene Ontology annotation, cellular component: cytoplasm; nucleus. Lineage: Eukaryota; Viridiplantae; Streptophyta; Magnoliopsida; Ericales; Ericaceae. Gene Ontology annotation, biological process: defense response; abscisic acid-activated signaling pathway. The transcript is spliced from 2 exons. Bases 283 to 765 code for a protein of 160 amino acids.
GCCAAAAGCCGCCCAUGUGGAUCAAAAUCUUCUCUUUUUGAAUAGGACUUUUGAACUGGAAAAAAUCAGAUCAAAAGGCAAAAGAGUAGGAACAAGUCAUACAUAUGACCACAGUAUUCAAACCUUGUACAUCAUUUGUUUUGCUUCUCUUAUACGUAUUUUCCAAAUCUCAUGCUCUCUUCAACUAAUAUAUAAGUGCAAGUGGUAGCUCUCAUCUCCAUAAACAAGCUUUCCGGUGGAUCCGUUCUUGUUUCAGAAAAAAUUUUACCGUAAAAAUAAAAUAUGGGCGUCACGUGUUUUACCCAGGAGUUCGCGUGCCCAAUUGCACCAGCUCGCAUGUUCAAGGCCUUGAUCUUGGACUCCAGCAACCUAAUCCCAAAGCUCUUGCCACAAUUCAUAAAAAGCGUCGAAGUAAUCGAAGGAGAUGGAGGCGCAGGAAGCAUUGAACAGGUCAACUUCAGUGAAGCUAGCCACUUCAAGUAUGUGAAGCACCGGAUUGAUGAGCUCGACAGAGAGAACUUUGUGUGCAAGUACACCAUGAUUGAGGGUGGCCCGGUUGGUGACAAGCUCGAAUCUAUUGAUUACGAUGUGAGAUUUGAAGCAGCUGGCAGUGGAGGUUGUAUUUGUAAGAUGACAAGCAAAUACACCACCAUUGGUGAGGCCGAGGUCAAGGAAGAAGAAAUCAAGUCCGGAAAGGACAGCGCCAUGGGGAUUUACAGAGUUGUUGAAGCCUAUCUUCUGGAGAAUCCUCAUGUCUAUGCUUAGCCUGUUCUAGUUCCUUGCCUAUAUAUUUACCAGAUAGCGACAGGGCGAGAGUUUUCUUUGUGAUUGUGUGACCAAAUUUGAUGUUGAAAUUGGAUGAAGUUCUUCUUUCUGAACUCCUUAAAAAAAAAAUAAGACAGAGCUAAUAGCACUGAAACAAUUUCUCAGA